AGGAAUCUUAAAAAUUCUGUUAAAAUGUAAAUGUUGCUACGAACAUUGCCGUACGAUUAUAUUUAAUUGAAGUAAGAUGAAUUUGGCAAAAGAUUUGUUCCUGAACUUGAAUAAUGGAAUAUAAAUAAAGAAGACUCCUAUCUUCAUUACUGUGAUAAUGAAACUGUUGAAGGGUUAGAAUAUCAGUUUAUUCCAAAAUUAGGAAGUGUUCCGAUAGUAACAGACAUGAGUUCCAAUUUCUUGACUAAGUAUAUUAAAUCAACUAAUAAGACCUUUGGAUUGGAAUAAAUUGGACUUGGUUUAUGCACAUGCACAAAAAAAUAUUGGUAUUGCAGGAUCAACCUUAAUGAUUAUAAAACCUGAACUUGUUCAAAAUAAUCAGAAUAUUCCAUAUAUGUGGGAUUUCAAGGAAAUGCUUAAAAAACAAUCACUAAUCAGUAAUCUUCCUAUUUUUCCUAUCUAUGUAAAUACAUUAGUUUUUGAGUGGAUUAGAAAACAAGGAACUUUAGAUUUCUGGGAUCAAUACUGUAAAAAUAGAUCUCAAUAGUUAUAUAAAAUUAUAGACAAUAGUCAUGGAGUGUUUAUAAAUCAAGUGAAGAAAGAAUAAAGAUCAAGAAUUAAUAUUACAUUUACUUUAAAGGAUGAGAUUGAAACGAGUAAAUUUAUUGAAGUAUGCAAAAACAAUGGCAUUAUUGAAGUGAAAGGACAUAGAGCUUUAGGUGGAUGUAGAAUUUGUUUAUAUCUGCCUAUUCCAUAAAUAGCCAUUGAUAAAUUAUGUGGAAUUAUGGAAGAGUUUAUGA
This is a messenger RNA of Paramecium octaurelia, 800 nucleotides long. NCBI's taxonomy places the organism in Eukaryota, Ciliophora, Oligohymenophorea, Peniculida, Parameciidae. The record is from the annotation of a GenBank genome assembly.